GUUCAUUAAUAUUGUGCAAGCAAUUGGCGCUGUAGCCUGCAUAGCCUUGUGGCUUGCAGAAUGGAGCCUGCCGGUGUAGAUCUGUUUGAGAGGCUGCCUGACGAGCUGGUCAGGAACGUCCUGGACAGAGUUUUGUGGAGCCCUCUCGACUUUGACUCAGUGCGGAAGAAGCGGCACUUGGGAGUGGUGUGCAGGAGAUUCAAACGCUUGCUUCCUUCUUUGGAGGGAGUGGACUUAGAAAUUAACAAUCCUAUAGAUGAGCAGGGGUUUAGACAAGCCUUAAGCAGAAGGGAGGAUGCCGUUGCUUUGAGAAAGUUGGCUCUUCACAUACAUUCUCCUACAAGUCUGCGGGCCAUUCUCCAAGCACUCCUUCCUGCUCCUCUCAAUAGCUUAGAGGAGGUCCAUCUGUAUCUGGACGAUGCAGACCCGGCAGACCAGGUAGACUGGCACAGCGUCCUGUCAAUUCUCCAGCGAUGCCAAAGGCUGACAGUCUUGCACAUCAGAUUGUGGGAAGCUGCCCAACCAGAGGACCCACCCGUUGACUUCUACUUUGCGAAACCCCUGGAGUCCUUCCCUGUGCUCCAGUCCUUAACCCUCUUUGGAUUUACCGUUCCACCAGAUUACCUCAAGACCUUCUCGGAGGUGUUUCCAGCUCUUGAAAACCUGGAGCUUCACUAUUACGACGAGCCUUUCGCGUACAAGGAUCUCCAUUUGAGCUCCCUCAAAAAGGCCUACUGGUGGGGGACUAUGCAAGAGGGGCUCGACGUUCUGUCCCCCGAAACGGUCACUGUUCCAAGGAGCCUGCGUAUGCUGCUGGGCUAUCUGCGCAGCGCGGACGCUGAGACGUCCAGCACCAGACUGGAGUGGAUCUUGUGCACGCUUGGGAGGAUGACCGAGAUCGACGGCGCCGCGCGGAAAGCGAUCGUGCUAGUGCCACACGGUUUGCGGACGCUGGUAGAGCUCACCACGUGCGGAGGUAGCAGCAUACCGAUUAUAAGGAGACGGAUGACCGCGCUGAGGCUGUUGAGCAACCUGGCUGGUUUGCCUGCGAACCGGAGGGCUAUUGCGGACGUGCCGGGGUGCCUGGCGCAGCUUAGGGUGUCCUCGGACCAUUGGGCGGAAGGCCCCGUUGCUCUCUUACUGCUUGAGAAGCUGACGUUGGAGUUAGAAGUUGCAAGCGUUGUUGGCAGAACACCUGGGAUGCUGGGAUAUCUGUUGUCCGCUUUUGAUACAAUGGACGGCUUGGAUCAUUUGGAGUUCAUCCUGCUGCAUCUGACUGACGUGGCGCAAGUUAGACAAGCUUUGGCCAGGUCUCGGGUGAAUCUUAAGAAGCUGGCAGCUUUCCUCAACACUCGGAAGCGCGUCAACCAGCAGAUACUGGCUGCCGCUCUGCAGCUGUUCCAGCGUCUUGUGGAGACGGAGCCUCGGGCAAUGGUUGCCCUGCCAAGGUUUCUGGAGGGAUUAGUUGGGCAAGUCAGAAGUGCGCUCUCCAGAGGCGCCGCGGGGGAAACUCUGAGUGUGUUGGCGGCUUUGGUGGCCGAUGCUGAGGCGUGCAAGGCUCUAGGCGGUAUCGAUGGGAGUCUCCCGGUACUCGUCAGCGUUUUGAGUAGCGGCGAGAGCUGGGACCAACUGAUGGCGGUGACCGUUCUGCUUCAGUUGGUCAAGUUGGGCGGCGAAGCGGAGGCGAUCGCUCGCUUGCCUGGCUGCAUUACGGGGCUCGUGGGGCUAUUGGACUUCCCCGCCUACUGUCGCGACGGGGGCAAGGCAAGCGCGGCCGCUGAGAUCCUCCUCUACUUCGCGGAGAAGAUUACAGACGCAGCUGCGCUGUCCUCCAUCCGGGUGACAAUGGCGAGGGAGCCGGCCCUCGUGUCGCGCCUAGUUGCUGCGUUGGACGGAGUGGGGCCCUUGGACGAGAACCUCCCCACGGUGACUCUGAACAGAGCGUCGGUGAACCGACGCUUGGUGUCCGUCCUGACUUGUCUGGCUGAGGCGCCCGAGAACAGAAAGGUAAUAGCCGCCGUUCCCGGGUGUCUCGAGAAACUGAUGCGGCUGGUAGAGGGGAUGCAGCGGAUGGGUACGUUUCUGCUGUCGCGAUUGAUGGAGGACCCGGAGGUGGUAAGGACGUUUGUGCAUCUUCCUGGUAUAAAGGACCGGUGGGCCAAAGUUCUCAACGAGAUCACGGCAAGCGAAGCACAGGUUGGGGCCAGCUCGUUUGGGACGCGCGACCCUUGAGCAGAAGUCCGCCAAGGAAGAAAAGGAAUGCGGUGGGGCUGGGGCGCUGGCUGGGGGGUCGAAGCGACAAGACGGACCUUGAACAGCUGUUGGACUGCAGAGGAGGCGCACUAAGGUGGAUGGGCGGUUGACCGAAAGCUGCCGGGGACACGAAUGGGGCCAUAG
Klebsormidium nitens is the source of this 2397-nucleotide messenger RNA. The record is from the annotation of a GenBank genome assembly. NCBI's taxonomy places the organism in Eukaryota, Viridiplantae, Streptophyta, Klebsormidiophyceae, Klebsormidiales, Klebsormidiaceae.